CGGAGGUGGACGGCCGGAGGGACAGUCGGCCGCGGGGGCGAGCGCGCAGGCGCCUUCCUGGGACCCGCUGCAGGCGCAAAUUCCAGCGGCCGGCGGGCGGCGGGUCAGCACAUCUCCUAACUACUACUCAAACCAAGAAGCAAGAUUCACAGCAUUUCAGACCUCUGUGGACACCCCUCCCAAUCACCAUCCCUUCUUUCCUCCUCAAAGGCUACUUCUACACAGACAUAAUCAAUUUUUGACUAUUUGGCAACCAAGCAUCAUUAAAACCCUCUCAAACUUCUAAUUGCGAAGAAUCGAUAACAUUUGAAGAAGUGAUAACAUUUCUCUGAACAAGAAGGGAAGUGACUGACCGCAUUUUAAAAGUACUCUGGCACUGGUGCUGUGUUUUCUUCCCUUCCCUAAAUUUGAAGAACUAUGGAGAAAUGGUACUUGAUGACAAUAGUGGUUUUAAUAGGACUAACAGUACGGUGGACAGUCUCUCUUAAUUCUUACUCAGGUGCUGGAAAACCCCCUAUGUUUGGUGAUUAUGAAGCUCAGAGACACUGGCAGGAAAUUACUUUUAAUUUACCAGUCAAACAAUGGUAUUUUAACAGCAGUGAUAACAAUUUACAGUAUUGGGGAUUGGAUUACCCACCUCUUACAGCUUAUCAUAGUCUCCUGUGUGCAUAUGUGGCGAAGUUUAUAAAUCCAGACUGGAUUGCUCUCCAUACAUCACGUGGAUAUGAGAGUCAGGCACAUAAGCUCUUCAUGCGUUCAACAGUUUUAAUUGCUGAUCUGCUGAUUUACAUACCUGCAGUGGUUUUGUACUGCUGUUGUUUAAAAGAAAUCUCAACUAAGAAAAAGAUCGCUAAUGCAUUAUGUAUCUUGCUGUAUCCAGGCCUUAUUCUUAUAGACUAUGGACAUUUCCAAUAUAAUUCUGUGAGUCUUGGCUUUGCUUUGUGGGGUGUCCUUGGAGUAUCUUGUGACUGGGACCUGCUAGGGUCACUGGCAUUUUGUUUAGCUAUAAAUUAUAAACAGAUGGAACUUUACCACUCCUUGCCAUUUUUUUGCUUUUUACUUGGCAAGUGUUUUAAAAAAGGCCUCAAAGGAAAAGGGUUUGUAUUGCUAGUUAAGCUAGCUUGUACUGUUGUGGCUUCCUUCAUUCUCUGCUGGCUGCCAUUCUUUACAGAAAGGGAACAAACCCUGCAGGUUCUAAGAAGACUCUUCCCAGUUGAUCGUGGAUUAUUUGAGGAUAAAGUCGCCAAUAUUUGGUGCAGCUUCAGUGUCCUUCUGAAGAUUAAGGAUAUUUUACCACGUCACAUCCAAUUAAUAAUGAGCUUCUGUUUUACAUUUUUGAGCCUGCUUCCUGCAUGCAUAAAAUUAACACUUCAGCCCUCUUCCAAAGGAUUCAAAUUUACACUGGUUAGCUGUGCACUAUCAUUCUUUUUAUUUUCUUUCCAAGUACAUGAAAAAUCCAUUCUCUUGGUAUCAUUACCAGUCUGCUUAGUUUUAAGUGACAUUCCUUUUAUGUCUACUUGGUUUUUACUUGUGUCAACAUUUAGUAUGCUACCUCUUCUAUUGAAGGAUGAACUCCUAAUGCCCUCCGUUGCGACAACAAUGGCAUUUUUUAUAGCUUGUGUAACUUCCUUUUCAAUAUUUGAAAAGACUUCUGAAGAAGAACUACAGUUGAAAUCCUUUUCCAUUUCUGUGAGGAAAUAUCUUCCAUGUUUUACAUUUCUUUCUAGAAUUAUACAAUAUUUGUUUCUUAUUUCAGUAAUCACUAUGGUGCUUCUGACGCUGAUGACUGUCACACUGGAUCCUCCUCAGAAACUACCGGACUUAUUUUCUGUAUUGGUGUGUUUUGUAUCUUGCUUGAACUUCCUGUUCUUCUUGGUAUACUUUAACAUUAUAAUCAUGUGGGAUUCCAAAAACGGAAGAAAUCAGAAGAAAAUCAGCUAGCUGUAUUCUUAAACAAUUGUGAAAAUAUGAACAGUGCUAAAAGGUUUUGUGAACUUUCUGCUUUGUAUAAGGAAAAUUACCUAAAAUUACCAUUUUGAGAAAACCAUGGAACUACAGGAAACAGUGAAAAGUCAUUGUUGUCUACACAAAAUAAAUGUAUAUGGAGAUCAAAG
Messenger RNA from Saimiri boliviensis boliviensis (Bolivian squirrel monkey), 2114 nucleotides. It is a transcript of the gene ALG6, whose product is annotated as ALG6 alpha-1,3-glucosyltransferase. Lineage: Eukaryota; Metazoa; Chordata; Mammalia; Primates; Cebidae. Gene Ontology annotation, cellular component: endoplasmic reticulum membrane. Gene Ontology annotation, biological process: dolichol-linked oligosaccharide biosynthetic process; protein N-linked glycosylation. The record is from RefSeq and is a predicted model, not a curated record. Gene Ontology annotation, molecular function: dolichyl pyrophosphate Man9GlcNAc2 alpha-1,3-glucosyltransferase activity.